AUGACGUACGAUCUAUCUCUAGCCAAGUUAGUUGAUCUGGCAAUCGGAACUCCGGAGACCGGAAGCAUCGAUCUCACGGUGUUGCACAGUUUGCUUCACAUAAUUGUUCGAAAGCUGGGAUGCCAGACAUCGCACGUAGAUCUGCUACCCGAACACAGGAAGAACCUUGGCGUGUUCAUUGAAUCUUCGGAGGUCGAUCCUUCUCUGAGCGUUACGGUUGAACAACGUGGCGAAAAUGAGCUGUUUCAUGUGAUACCAUACGAUAAGAAUCUUGAAAAAAAGGACGAAUCAACCGGAGAGUCCAUCAGCGUUGAUGAUUCGCAGGACAUCUCACAAAGGCUUGAGACAUUGGAAAGUAGGGUGUCAAUCUUACCGAGCGACGAAGAACUGAAGCUGUACCAAACCAGUCGGGAAUCGCUGAAACCUAACGAGCCGGUUGAUUUUUUGAAUCUGGCUUCACGUCUCGACAAAAUGGAAAUCAGUUUGGGGAAGCUGACAGCACUGGCCAAUGAUGUGCUGGUGGAGUUUCGCUGCUUGGAGAUUAAGGUUCUUCCUUUCCUGGACAGUGGAGACAUAACCGUGAUGCAAACUCAGAUCCACAACAUGAACCAUCUGUUGGUGGAGCAUUUUCCGGGUUUCUGCUCCCGGCGAUCCUCGACCGAGCCUCAUCGUGGCUCACAACGCUUAUCGAUCGACACCCUGCCGAUGGAUUUCUACACCAAAGGAGUGCCGACCAUAGCCGCGCUUGCUAGACGCCCACCAAGCAAUCAAAGAUUCCCCUCCCAGCUAGAGAAAGAGAUUGCGUGCAUCAAGAGUGUGUUGAAUGAUUUGAUCGAGUUGCUACCCCUGCCGGAUGCUUCGGGAAGUGAAAUGUUAUUAACCCUUUCGGAGCUGUCCUGCGAUGAGUCUCAACCGGCUAUGAAAACGAACUUUCACCAGAAGGCGGCGAGUGCGAUUAUCAAUAUUCGCUCCGUUCAACAGGAGAUCGACGAUUUGUUCAUGGAAAAAGAGGAGCAGCUGAAUGCUUUGGAAGUGUCACAGAAGGUUGUUGUUGAAUCGAACAGAAAGAUGCAGGAAACGGUCGAUUUUAUUAAGGAGCGCUUUGACGACAUAGAGAUCAAGCUGGACCAAAUAAGGGAUAGCUGCGUGAAGAACUUGGACGACUAUCGUAACUCGCUGAAAGGUCCACUGGAGAAGUUGACCGAAGACGUAAAAUACCAAGGAAAUAAUAUAUCGCAGCGGGUUUUUGUACUGGAACGGCAGAUGGAUGACCGUGUGGACUAUGACAUGUUUGAAACCCGUGUUUCGAUUGAAAAAUUCGAGACGGCAGUCGCCACGAUCAACCAAACUCUGCAGGACGACGAUGGCAAGUUAGCAAUUCUCAAAAAUCAACUGAGCUCCUGGAUUGCUCAACUUUGCGAGAAGGUCGAUCGAAAAGAACUGUCCGCCUUGGAGAUCAAGGUCAACAAGAAACUAUCGCUCUUGCAACUUCAUCUGAACCGAUUUCAAAAACUGGACGCGGCGGGUACGAAACUAUCCGGUACCAUCAAGUGCAUCUCCUGCGAUAACGAAGCAACUAUGAAGGCAGAGACCAACGCAGUCGUUCCCAUACCAAAGCUGUUUCGAUCAAAGACAUACUAUCCGAACGAAAUGGACGGGGCCACGGAGGCCCGUAAGAACCGCUAUUGCGGGAGCCAUCUUCUUAAGGUGGGUUCGUUGCGAACAUCCACCAAGACCAACGUGCAGCGAUUAUGUGAAGCUCGGAAGCUGGUGAAUCAUAUCAAGAAACGACCGCUGGAUUUUGGACACAACUAUGAAGCGCUGGAAAAGCCAGUAUACAAAAUUCACAAGUAG
Molecule: messenger RNA, 1854 nt
Organism: Ochlerotatus camptorhynchus
Lineage: Eukaryota; Metazoa; Arthropoda; Insecta; Diptera; Culicidae
Exons: 1
Coding region: 1-1854 (617 amino acids)
Source: RefSeq, a predicted model, not a curated record